Molecule: messenger RNA, 2041 nt
Organism: Mastomys coucha (southern multimammate mouse)
Lineage: Eukaryota; Metazoa; Chordata; Mammalia; Rodentia; Muridae
Gene: Bpnt1
Product: 3'(2'), 5'-bisphosphate nucleotidase 1
Exons: 10
Coding region: 112-1074 (320 amino acids)
Biological process (GO): phosphatidylinositol phosphate biosynthetic process
Molecular function (GO): 3'(2'),5'-bisphosphate nucleotidase activity
Source: RefSeq, a predicted model, not a curated record
UGCGGUCCUCCGCUCCACAGUGGACCGGCGGACUUGGAGGUGGCCGGGUGCGGGACAGCGAGCCACCAGGCCGGACAGCGCUUAGGGGACGCCAGGCUUGAGUGGUUUAUCAUGGCUUCCAGCCACACUGUGUUGAUGCGGCUCGUAGCCUCAGCAUAUUCCAUCGCUCAGAAGGCAGGAACCAUAGUCAGGUGUGUCAUUGCUGAAGGAGACCUGGACAUCGUGCAGAAGACCUCAGCCACUGACCUGCAGACCAAAGCAGACCGCUUGGUGCAGAUGAGCAUCUGCUCUUCCCUGGCGCGGAAAUUCCCGAAGCUGACAAUUAUAGGAGAAGAGGACCUGCCUCCUGGGGAAGUGGAUCAAGAGCUGAUUGAAGACGGGCAGUGGGAGGAAAUCCUGAAGCAGCCGUGCCCAUCCCAGUACCAAGCUAUCAAGGAGGAAGACCUUGUGGUUUGGGUUGACCCCUUAGAUGGUACCAAGGAAUACACCGAAGGACUUCUUGACAAUGUAACAGUUCUCAUUGGGAUUGCUUAUGAAGGAAAGGCCAUUGCAGGCAUCAUCAACCAGCCAUAUUACAACUACCAGAACAAUGAAAAGGAGAAGCACAGGAAUGACGCAAAGGCGGGACCCGACGCUGUGCUGGGCAGGACCAUCUGGGGAGUUCUGGGUUUGGGUGCUUUUGGGUUUCAGCUGAAAGAAGCCCCUGCCGGGAAGCACAUUAUCACAACCACCAGAUCCCAUAGCAACAAGCUGGUCAACGACUGCAUUUCGGCCAUGAACCCUGACACCGUGCUGCGAGUGGGAGGAGCAGGAAACAAGAUCAUCCAGCUGAUUGAAGGCAAAGCCUCUGCCUACGUAUUUGCAAGUGCUGGGUGUAAGAAAUGGGACACUUGUGCCCCAGAAGUCAUCCUGCAUGCUGUGGGAGGGAAGUUGACAGACAUCCACGGGAACGCCCUGAAGUAUAACAAGGAGGUGAAACACAUGAACUCUGCCGGAGUCCUGGCCGCACUGCGCAACUACGAGUACUAUGCAAGCCAUGUUCCAGAGUCGGUCAAAAGUGCGCUCAUUCCCUAAAGGGGUCUCACUUACCAGGGCCUCGGUUCAAAGGAACACAUCUUAGAACUGAUUAACUGAUUGAACAAUUAGAAUGCCUCCAUUCAUCAUUGAUCAGUGAUUUAUUAGUAGUUACGGAUAGAAGAUGGAAUUUAGGAAUUUUCUUCAUAUCGGACUUAGGUAUAUAAUAUGAUUGUUAUUUCUCCUGCCUAAAAAAAAAAUUAGCCAGGUGUGGUGGCACUUACAGUAGUCAUAGCUAUUCCAGUGGUUGAGUUGGAGGAUUGCUUGAGCCUAGGGCCCUCCAUUACAUAGCAAGACACAGCCUAAAAACGAAAAACCAAAAAGGAAUUUAGUUUUACUAAUGAGCUAACUAGACCCGUCAUUUUGUUUUUUGUUCUUGUUGUUUGGGUUUUUUGUUUGUUUGCUUGUUUGUGGGGUUUUGUUUAUUUUGGAGUUUUUAUUUGUUUUGUUUUUGGGGGGGGUCUUGUUUUGAGACAGGGUUUCUCUGUGCAGCUGUGGUUGUCCUGGAAUUCGCUCUGUAGACAUAGCUGAACUUGAAUUCAAUGAUUCCCUUGCUUCUGUCUCCUGAGUGCAGGGAUUAAGGGCUUGCCCUGCCACACCUGGCUCAAAUGUUACUGUUUUUAAAUGAAGACAUGAAAAGGGGUUAGUUCCAAAUGACUGUCCAGGUCAUUUGUACAAUCAACAUUCCUGCUGAUAAGCCAGAUUGCUUCAGGACACAGAAUCUUAAGUUACUCCAGAAUUUCAGGGUUUGGUUUUUUUUUCACAGUAAUUUAAAAAAAUUUUUGAUUUCAAGUGAGAAUUCAUAUAAUGAUAUUAUUUAUGUUGAUAGAUUUAUGGGGAAAGUUUCUCCAAAAUACAUAGUCCUAUCUCUUCAUAUAAUAUAUCAGGUUUUUUCAAAAGUAUUUGAAAAUUAUAAAUACUGUGGGGAUUAAUUUAUUCUCUUGUCAUUAAAAUCUAUCAUUGGAAA